This is a messenger RNA of Enterobius vermicularis (human pinworm), 273 nucleotides long. NCBI's taxonomy places the organism in Eukaryota, Metazoa, Nematoda, Chromadorea, Rhabditida, Oxyuridae. The record is from the annotation of a GenBank genome assembly.
AUGGAUGAGUUUAGUCAUGAAGGUGAUUCUCAGAUGGUAUCUUCGCAACUUGCUGCACAUCGGAAUGCCAUUAUUGCUCUAUUAUCAGCUCAGAUUUUUGGAUCUUUGGUGAUGACGGGUUUAACGAUCAGUAGUGUUUCACCGGUGUUAAUUGCAUCUGUACUGUCGUUAAUUUAUACAUGGAAACAGUUUCGAACAACUUCUGAAUAUCUCUUACUGAAAACCAGACGAAAUUGGUUGUCGUCUAAGUCACGUGUACGUUUAUUUUAUUAG